Messenger RNA from Oreochromis niloticus (Nile tilapia), 3715 nucleotides. RefSeq names its product thrombospondin type-1 domain-containing protein 4-like. Gene Ontology annotation, cellular component: extracellular matrix. Gene Ontology annotation, biological process: proteolysis; extracellular matrix organization. Gene Ontology annotation, molecular function: metalloendopeptidase activity. The record is from RefSeq and is a predicted model, not a curated record. NCBI's taxonomy places the organism in Eukaryota, Metazoa, Chordata, Actinopteri, Cichliformes, Cichlidae.
GGUUUUUCCCGAAGUCGCAAAAGUAUGACGUCACAACAUUCUGAUUGGUCACUUGCAAUGUUGAUCCUGGAACAACAUUUUCAUGAUGAUCUGGGACCAACACCAACACGAGGAAAUCAGAUCGACCCCCAGAAGGAGCCACCAAGAUCAAUGUUACUGAGAUGGUGAAGAGCAGAAACUACCUAGCUUUGCGAAGCCGAUCAGGGCGAUCAAUCAUUAAUGGAAACUGGGCAAUUGACUGGCCAGGAAAGUAUGAGGGUGCAGGGACCAUGUUCACCUACCGCCGACCCAAUGAAAUCAGUAGCACAGCUGGGGAAUCCUUUCGCGCUGAAGGCCCCACAAAUGAGAUUCUGGACGUUUAUAUGAUCUUCCAGCAGCCAAAUCCUGGUGUUCACUAUGAGUACAUUCUCCCAUCUGAGAAGCUCGUGAGCCCUCAGCAACCAAGCCACAGGCCAGAAGGGAAUGCUGUGAAUGGAGAGGAUGGAUACGACCAGCAGAAUCAUCAGGAAAACUUUAAUUCAGCUGGCAGUGGAAGGUAUUCGCCUCCUCCCACUGAAAACCAGGUACCCUCCGUACAGCCACCCAGACGUGAGAGAGAAUACAACUGGAAACUGACUGGUGCUACAGAGUGCAGUGCUUCCUGUGGUAAAGGUUUCAGAUAUUCCAUCUUUCACUGUGUCAACCGGCUGACUCAGGUCCAGGUAUCGGACUCUUUGUGUGACAGCAGCAGUCCACAGGAAGAGGCCUGCAACUUGCAGCCCUGCCCAGCAUUCUGGGAUAUUGGAGAAUGGUCAGAGUGCAGCAAAACCUGCAGUCUGGGCAUGCAGCAUCGGCAGGUCUUGUGUCGCCAGGUUUACGCCAACCGCACCCUCAAUGUCCACACGAGCCGCUGUCGACACCUGGAGCGGCCUGAAACUGCCAGUACCUGCCGGCUAAAGAUCUGCAGUGAGUGGCAGAUUCGCUCAGAGUGGACUUCUUGCUCUGUGCCAUGUGGGCUGGGUCAGAGGUCACGAGAGGUACACUGUGUCAGCAAUGUGGGCGACUUUGUUCCUGAUGAGGAGUGCAACAUGAAUCUGCGGCCCAAUGAUGUGGAGAACUGUGAUAUGGGAGCUUGUGCCAAGAGCUGGUUCUACACUGAGUGGGGCAACAGGUGCUCAGCUGAAUGUGGCAUGGGUGUACGGACACGGGGAGUUCUCUGCCUGACCAACCAAAUCAGCAGUCUCCCUCUGGAAGGAUGUGGCAGCGAACGGCCCGCAGACUCUCAGGUCUGCAACAACGGUCCCUGUGAGAAUCGAAUUGAGUGGUUCACAGGACCCUGGAGCCAGUGCUCUGCAGAGUGUGGCACCGGCACCCAGCAGAGGUCAGUGGUGUGCUUGAUGAAGUCAAAUGAAGGAUUCACUGUCAUGCCACCGUAUGAGUGCUCAUCCCUGGACAAACCUCUCAGCCAGCAGAGCUGUAGCCUCAAGGCCUGUGGAGCAAAGUGGUACCACACUGACUGGAGUGCUUGCUCCAAAACAUGUGAAGGAGGUUUCCGUGUGAGAGAGGUGCGCUGUUUGUCUGAUGACAUGCUGUCCAGUGAGGGCUGUGAUGUGCAGUUGAAACCAGAGGAGAAGGAGGGCUGCAACCCAGAGCCCUGCAUACCUCAGAUAGAUGAGAACUGCAGAGACAAAUACUUCAACUGCAAUGUGGUGGUCCAAGCUCGCCUCUGCGUGUAUGAUUAUUACAAGACAACAUGCCGUGCUUCAUGUUCCCGGGUGGCCCACAAACAGUCGACCUAUUGCCUACAAAGCUAGCGCUCUCUACCAGGGUCACUCCGCUCCAUGGUGGUCCAGAGUCAUUACCCCCUGGAGGCCCUCUGGUCCUGUGGCAGCUGGGAAUAAUAGACUGGCUGGACCUUGCCUAAAAUAGGCACUUGUUGUUUUUGCCAACUGUGGAAAGUGAAGAAGGGACAUUUUUGUUGGUUUAUUUGAAGACAGCUGUUAUGAGGGAAAAACGGUGUUUGCCAAGAAUUCACUCACUGCAGAUGUCAGCUGGGGUGAGAGGCAUCAGUAUCAAAGUGGAGAAAACACUUAAAGGAUUUGAUCCGUGUCUUAUUCAAAGAAUCCCUCUUCUUUGCUUCAGUGGGAACAGUUUGCAGGUACUGUUUACCGACAAUGGCUCUUGUGGAUUACUUAUGAAGAGGAGAGCACAAGCUGACUGUGUAACAUGGACCAUAUAUGGUUACACAGCAGAACUCAGAUUUAUGGCAGUUAAUGUAAUCGCACAUGUUAUCAGUUAUUUCACAUCCACUGCUGACCAAAGAUAUGUAACCUCACCGAUUGCAUAUAUCUGUUUUCUGGCAAACCAUGUCUUUUUCUCCCUACACAGCUAUGAGGUCCAAAAGCAGCCUAUGUAAUAUGUAUGUAUAAAUGUAUGUAUGACAAUGUGAAUGAUAAAAAAUGUUUUUCAGGCUUCUUGGACAGCCCAACACACCUAGUAACUGAAGAGAAAGAAAAAUCUCCCUCUUUAUUUAUUUGUGUGGUUCCCUGUUGUUACAUGAACCACCUGUGGCCUCUUUUUAGCUGUGGUGAUAAAACUUUUGUUGCCUUUAAACUAGUUACAACUUUGAACUCAGUGUAGGCAUUUCACAGGCUGCUGAAUGACAGAAGCAGAUAAUCAGAAACCCUUUUGCAUUUUUGGAGAGUUGAAACUAACUGUACAUAUUUCUUUAUUUCUAGUGGGAUAUGAUCAUUCCACACUGUAAUUCCUAUGAAAAAAAAUAUACUGAUUAUCUAUAAUAUAUUAUUUACAUUUGACUCUAAAGAUAAAUCAUUUCAGUGUUUUACAGUUCUUGAUAUGGUGAUACAUACAUCCGGUUUGCAUUUAUAGUAAAUCCUUAUUAGUGACCAAUCUUUUUCUACCAUAAAACAGCCAUUUUCAGUUUUGUGCUAAAGUGCACACAGUACCUCUGAAAUGCUCAGCUCUUGUUGUAAAAGCUAUUAUUGUUUCCCUCCAAGAAAGAUUAACUUACCUCUGAUUCAUAAGUACUGUAUCCAUCUGAUAUUUUGCAGAUAUUUUCCUCUAUCAGAGAAAUAACUAUUUUGAAGUGCCAACAUGAUGGCAUGAUUUUUAAUUUUAAUCUUAAUUCAAUCAUGAAACAACUGAAUUAAGUAUUCAAUAUAUGACCGCAACUAAUAAAACAUCUGUAUUUGCUUUAUUUUAGAUCCCAGCUGUUCCGAUGUUAAUUUUCUUGAGGAAAUUUUCUCUAAUAGGCAGUAGACUUUUCAGCAGCUUUUCCUUGUGAAUCAGUUUCACAUCACAUUGUGCAUUCUUUUUUUUGCAGCAGUUAGAGUUUGGCAUGUAGAGCCUGAGCUCUUCACUCCCAACAAAUAUAAUCAACACAGAAAUUGUGGUAGAUCCUGGAGUGAUGGAGAAGGAGCAGUGCACGCAGUGAUUACUUAGUCUUUCCUAUGAAGAUAUUAACACUUUAAAACAUUGAACUUAAGCAUAACCAUUGAACUUGCAAAAGUGUUUUUGUUUUGUUUCUGGUCGAUUGAAAAGAUUAACAGGUUUAAACUAAUGACAUUUCACUUUGCCAUCUAAUCUGUAUUUAUUGUAUUACUGUAAAUAAAACUAGUGAAGCAAAUUAUUGCUCACAAUAUGAGAAUAGAAUAGAAUUAGAAUAGAAUUCAACUUUAUUGUCAUUGCACAUGCACAGGUACAGGGCAACGAAAUG